Messenger RNA from Colletotrichum chrysophilum, 666 nucleotides. RefSeq lists its product as uncharacterized. The transcript has a single exon. NCBI's taxonomy places the organism in Eukaryota, Fungi, Ascomycota, Sordariomycetes, Glomerellales, Glomerellaceae. The record is from RefSeq and is a predicted model, not a curated record. The coding region runs from base 1 to 666 and encodes 221 amino acids.
AUGGGUCACCGACAGAAUGUCUGCAAGACGCGUUACGUGUCCACAGUCGAUACGGCACUUAGAAGACUUGAAACCGCAAGAGAGGAUCUGAUCAACGGUAUUGCCGCCAAGAAUCUCAGUAGCGGUCGACUCGAUGCCGUCGGAGGCGAGUACAUUGCGGCGAUGGCUAUGGCCAAUGUACAGACGGGCGCCUUUCGUAUCAGUGCUGGGCCACAAGUGCCUAUACACAAAGCACAGGCGCAGACGAUGUCAUUGGACCUGAUCGCCUUCUACACAGCUCACCUGAAUGCCCUAGACUUCAAGACAAAUCAGCACCCUCACCGGCGAGCAUUCGUUGCGAUUCGCGCACUUGAAGAGGAACUCCAGGCUCUCAGAUACCUCAACAUAACUCAGUGGCAUUGUCUUGACAACAGUAAACGCGUCUCAGAUCCCACAUCCUUCCGCGUUGUAGAUCGAGAAAGAAACGCUCGCUUCUCGCUGGAGAAAAAAGCUGUUGAGCGCGCCAAGGCAGACCGACGGCGUGAGGGUAACGAGUUGCUGACCAUGUUGCACCGGGCUGGCGACCUGCGGGCAAAGGUGAAAGAGAGCAUUGAGGUCCUGGACGAGGGACAUUGGAAUGUCCUCCGAGUGUUCACCUUGUACACAUUACUUUUCCUGCCUCUGUAA